AUGCCCGGCAACACACAGACAAUACCCACCACUGCCAUUUUGGAAAUUCCCACCGCCAUCAUAACGGCCCUCGAUUACGACUGUGAAGUGCAGGAGCAACAGGACAUACCGCAGGCCAUUCAACUGCUGGGCGAAAUGAACAGCAACGUCAAACAGGUAACCGAUUUGGUUGAGGGCAUGCUACAGCGUGUCAAACGCGGUGAACUUACAACAGAAUAUGGCCUCAGUUUCCUGGAAGUCAAAUAUCACAUGCUGCUCGAUUAUCUGAUCAAUUUGACCUAUGUUGUGUUGCGUAAAUGUUCCGGCGAAACCAUUGAAGGUGAUCCCUCAAUAGAACGUUUGAUUGAAAUACGUACAGUUCUGGAAAAAAUACGACCCAUCGACUACAAGCUGAGAUAUCAAAUCGAUAAACUGGUGAAAACGGCCACGACGGGCGUGUCAUCGACCACAGAUCCAAUUUUGUAUAAGCCAAAUCCUGAAAAUAUGUUAACUAAUGCCAAUGGCGAUGAUGAGGAUGAAGACGAUGAGGAUGAUGAUGACAGUGCUUCCGAGUCCGAAGAAGAUGCCGACGAUGAUGUCAAUGGCGUUAAGAAACCCAAAAAGGGUGCCACCGCAGGCAAACCUGGUAUUUAUGUGCCACCCAAAAUCAAACCUGUCUACUAUGAUGGUGAUGAAAAACCAGAGGAUAAGGAGAAGAAAUUGUUGGAAAGAGCCAAGAAACGGGCCAUCACUUCAUCAAUGAUGGAAGACCUGAAGGAGGAAUAUUUGGAUGCCCCCACGGAAAUUUCAUCCGGCUCUCGUGCCCAACAGAUAUUGUCCCGAGCCCAAAAGGAGAAACAAGAAUACGAAGAAGCCUAUCUGACACGUCUGCCGGUGACCAAAGCUGAAAAGCAUCGUAACAGGAAACUAACAACAUUGGGCACCCUGGGCGAUGAAAUCCUCGGUGAAAUAAGUCGUGAUGCAGCUCUACGCGGUGAUUCGCUUGGUGGCAAAAAACGAAAAGCCAAGGGCGGUAAAGGCAAAAAGAAAGGUGGCAAAAAACGUAAAUUCCAUUAAAUAGCAGACAAUUGAAAAGAAACAAAAAAA
Musca domestica (house fly) is the source of this 1086-nucleotide messenger RNA. Its product is annotated as neuroguidin-like. Lineage: Eukaryota; Metazoa; Arthropoda; Insecta; Diptera; Muscidae. The record is from RefSeq and is a predicted model, not a curated record. Gene Ontology annotation, biological process: maturation of SSU-rRNA from tricistronic rRNA transcript (SSU-rRNA, 5.8S rRNA, LSU-rRNA). The transcript has 5 exons. Gene Ontology annotation, cellular component: nucleolus; small-subunit processome. Bases 1 to 1056 code for a protein of 351 amino acids.